AUGUGCUUGUGCGAGCUUGCUCUUUUGGUGGAGAAAUUUAGUUGUAAGAUUUACGCCCUGAUUCCUCUGCAGUGUUGUAGUCGGUUGUUGCGUGUGAAGUAUCAGUCGUUCCUUGUUGUGAGAACAAAGAUCAUUGCUAUCACGCGUUGUUCAGCUACGAUCUUUUGCGAUUCGUUUUGUGGGAGCAAUAAUCAGCGGUUCACAUUACGCAGAAGAACAUUUGACACCAAGGCCCACAAGUACCCGUUUGCUGCAAGAUGUUACUGCCAAGAUAGUGGUCCUGUCCACCUCCAGUCAAUAGCCAAGUGUUUAUCUAUACUCAUGAGUCAAGAGAGGCAAUUGAAUGUGAGCACCUUGUCUAACGGAAUUACACUUGUGGUCAUCCGCGUAUUUGAACCUGCGACCCAAUGGUUCCGGAAGUUUCGAUUCUCCAAAUGCAGUCUUUAAC
Corticium candelabrum is the source of this 448-nucleotide messenger RNA. RefSeq lists its product as uncharacterized. The record is from RefSeq and is a predicted model, not a curated record. The transcript has 4 exons. The coding region runs from base 1 to 447 and encodes 148 amino acids. Lineage: Eukaryota; Metazoa; Porifera; Homoscleromorpha; Homosclerophorida; Plakinidae.